This is a messenger RNA of Drosophila kikkawai, 4965 nucleotides long. NCBI's taxonomy places the organism in Eukaryota, Metazoa, Arthropoda, Insecta, Diptera, Drosophilidae. The record is from RefSeq and is a predicted model, not a curated record.
CGCUCGUGUGAAAAUAUUCGCAUGCUCACUACGUUUCGGUUCGCCCGCCAAGGCAGUUGGUUUCCUUAAAAAAUCAUAUUCAGUGCGUGUUUUUGUGCAGUGUAGUUCUACAAUCAGAAUCAGAGCCACCAAAGCACAAGUCAUCGGUCAAAAAAUGGCAUUUAAGGCCUAAUAAAAACCAGGCCGAGAGCAAAAACCGAAAAUCAAUAAACACAGAAAGCCAGGGUGAGCGAGAGCACGUAACAAAGUCAAAUGCGGCAACAACAAGUGAGCAAGUUAAAGAACCUUUGCGAUUUGUGAACGCUGCAAAAUACUCGACGCGCAACAAGAAAAAGAACACUUAUUUACAACACUCACCCCCGCGAGAAACCCAAAAACGAAAAAAAUAAAUCACCCAAAAUAAUAAUAAUGUCGGAGAGCAGCGACAACAACGGGGAUCGGGAUGCCCAGCAGCAGGCAGGUGGGGCCGAGGGGGAGGCCAUGGGCGAGAACAAGAUGAAGUCCCGCCUCCGCAAGGGAGCGCUCAAAAAGAAGAACGUCUUCAAUGUCAAGGAUCAUUGCUUCAUUGCCCGGUUCUUCAAGCAGCCCACCUUCUGCUCCCACUGCAAGGACUUUAUUUGGGGCUUCGGGAAGCAGGGAUUCCAGUGCCAAGUUUGCUCCUAUGUGGUGCACAAGCGAUGCCACGAGUACGUCACCUUCAUCUGUCCGGGCAAGGAUAAGGGCAUCGAUUCGGACUCACCAAAAACUCAACACAAUUUUGAGCCAUUCACAUACGCAGGACCCACGUUCUGCGAUCAUUGUGGUUCCCUGCUGUAUGGCAUUUACCACCAGGGUCUCAAAUGCUCAGCAUGUGACAUGAACGUUCAUGCCCGCUGCAAGGAGAAUGUGCCCAGUCUGUGCGGAUGCGAUCACACGGAGCGGCGCGGCCGCAUUAAUCUGGAGAUCAAUGUCAAGGAGAAUCUCUUAACUGUCCAGAUCAAGGAGGGUCGCAAUCUCAUACCCAUGGACCCCAACGGACUUAGCGAUCCUUAUGUAAAGGUCAAGCUGAUUCCAGACGACAAGGAUCAGUCGAAGAAAAAGACUCGCACUAUUAAGGCUUGCCUGAAUCCCGUUUGGAAUGAGACCAUCAGCUAUGACCUCAAGCCCGAGGAUAAGGAUCGACGCAUCUUGAUCGAGGUUUGGGACUGGGACCGCACCUCGCGCAAUGACUUUAUGGGCGCUUUAUCCUUCGGCAUCUCGGAGAUCAUCAAGAACCCCACCAACGGCUGGUUCAAGCUGCUCACCCAGGAGGAGGGCGAGUACUACAACGUGCCAUGUGCGGAUGACCAGCAGGAUUUGCUGAAGCUCAAGCAAAAGCCAUCGCAGAAGAAGCCGCUGGUGAUGCGCAGCGACACCAAUACGCACUCCUCGUCCAAGAAGGAUAUGAUCCGGGCCACAGACUUUAAUUUCAUCAAAGUUCUGGGCAAGGGUUCGUUUGGCAAGGUCCUACUAGCCGAGCGUAAGGGCAGCGAGGAACUGUAUGCCAUCAAGAUACUCAAAAAGGAUGUGAUUAUCCAGGACGACGAUGUCGAGUGUACCAUGAUCGAGAAACGUGUCCUGGCACUGGGCGAAAAGCCACCUUUCCUGGUCCAAUUGCACUCCUGCUUUCAGACUAUGGACCGUUUGUUCUUUGUGAUGGAGUAUGUGAAUGGCGGCGAUUUGAUGUUCCAAAUCCAACAGUUUGGCAAGUUCAAAGAACCGGUGGCUGUAUUCUAUGCCGCUGAAAUAGCGGCAGGACUUUUCUUUCUGCAUAGCAAGGGUAUCCUGUAUCGGGAUCUCAAGCUAGACAAUGUCCUGUUGGAUGCAGAUGGGCAUGUGAAGAUAGCGGACUUUGGCAUGUGUAAGGAAAAUAUUGUGGGUGACAAGACCACAAAAACCUUCUGCGGCACCCCGGACUACAUAGCUCCCGAGAUCAUUCUGUAUCAACCUUAUGGCAAAUCGGUGGACUGGUGGGCCUAUGGAGUCCUGCUUUAUGAAAUGUUAGUGGGCCAGCCGCCAUUCGAUGGCGAGGAUGAGGAGGAGCUGUUUGCGGCCAUCACCGAUCACAAUGUAUCCUAUCCGAAGAGCCUGAGCAAGGAGGCCAAAGAGGCCUGCAAGGGCUUCCUUACUAAGCAGCCUAAUAAACGUUUAGGCUGUGGUUCCUCUGGCGAGGAGGAUGUGCGUUUGCAUCCCUUCUUCCGGCGCAUUGAUUGGGAGAAAAUUGAAAACCGAGAAGUGCAGCCUCCGUUCAAACCGAAGAUUAAACACCGCAAGGAUGUGUCCAACUUUGACAAGCAGUUCACAUCAGAGAAAACAGACUUGACGCCCACGGACAAGGUGUUCAUGAUGAACCUGGAUCAGUCGGAAUUCGUUGGCUUCUCCUACAUGAAUUCCGAAUACGUUUUCGGUCCAUAGAUUCUUUAAUCGGAUCUAGUUUCCAUGCUGCGAGUUGUGUCCUUUUAAGUCUAUUUUGAUAUUAAUUACUAACUACUUUGCAAUGCGAAAAAAAAGACAACUUGUUAUGUAUACAAUUAGCCUUUGUUGUUAAGUUUUAUGUUUGAUUUUUGCAUAUUACUUGUAUCUAUGUAUGUAUAUUUAUUGAAUUGUUAAGUUUUGAGUUAAUUGUAAGUGCUAGAAACUGUGAAACAGAGCUUUAGUUGUGGAUUAUUCGAAUACUGUUCAAGGAUCAAGUCUCACCCACCACCACUCACCUCAAGCCAAAGGAAAGCAAUAAAUAUCAUCAUUUCAAAGUAACCAUAGUCUGCGUAGAACUCUGAUCGAAGCUGUCUUUCCACAAUAUAAACUUUAGCAAGCUUUAAACAAUUGCAUUUUCCAUUUUCUCCCAUUUUCCUUUUUCCAUUUGGAAGUUAACUUUUUAGCCAACGUCUGAGUGUCUUUUGUGUAGAAAAUUAAUCGACUUUAAUAGUUAAAUAUGGCGGGAAUGUUGGCAAAGGCUUCCCCCAGCAGAGGAUAGAAAAGGAUUCUGGAGUUUUUUUUCGGGCCAGGUUCAAACGUCAUUCGAUUGUAGUGCUAGCCCCGGCAUUAUGAUCAAAUCGAAAACGCGUUUAGGUGAGUUCGCCGAUGAGGGAGACAUUAAUAAGCUUAGCAGAUCACUUACUCCUCGGUUAAUCGUAUUCAAUACUUAGGCAGAAAUAUCAUAGAACGAGUGUUUUUUAAAUUCCAUUAAAAUUAAAUAUAUAUAAAUACAUAUAUGUGGGUGUGCGUGUAAAUUAAUUUUACAUUUUAUUUCGAAAAGCAUUACAAAACACACGUAUAUAUAGCACGACUAUAUAUAUAGCUGGCAUAGAGUCUCAAUGUACCAUAACUAACAAAUUGCAUAGCAAUAAGUUAAGCUUAGAAGAUACUUAACACUAAAACUGUAAUACUGUAAUACUGUAAAACUGUAAAACUGUAAAACUAAAACUAAAAACUGUAUAACUGUAAAACUAAAACUAAAAAACCGAAGAACGGUUCGCUCCCAAUCAAGAUGGGUUCUUGCGAUGGAAACUUUAGUACCUUGACAGGAACCUAGCUGCUAACAACAACUACUGUUUAACUAUGGGAAAAGACAAUCUACUAUAAGCAUGUGAAACUAUAGUCAAAGUAUAUAGCCUAGACCGAUUUCCAAAUUAGCGCCAGCCGAGCUAAGCUUUUGUGCCUCUCGUAGCUAUCUUUCUCUCAUAGAAGAAACCUUAAAAGAAUUCACGCCAAACGAGGCUACAAAAUUAUUUAUAGAACAAUUAUAUUAAAUUAAAAACAAAAAAAGGAUAAAGAUAGAUGGGAGAUGGGAGUAUGUGUAGCCAAGCUAACUGCGUUGGGCACAACAGAGUAACUUAGCCAUCAUCUAAACGUGAAUUGGUAAAGCUUAAUCGUAGUUUGAACUAGUAAAUUCGAUAAAUACUAAUAUUAAAUACAUCAAAUUGUGUAACUCCGAACUUGAAGCAUUUAAAACGUUUAAUUUAACUCUCUCCAAUUUGAAAUCAAAACGUAAACUAAGCCAACCAAGAGUAGAUCAAAAGUACUCGCGAUGAGUGCAUUUCACAACCACGAUGAGUAGCACUUAAGGUUCAAACCGGAACACCGAGUACUCCGGUAAUGAAAUUUGCUCGUACUUUUAACAAUUAAAUGUAAUACUUAAUUAAUAUAUAUCUAUAGAUGUAUAUGUGUGUGUGUCUGAAUUACUUUAAUGAAUUUUAUGGCAAAUAAAUGAACGAGAAAGGGAGUAAAACAUAUUUCAAGUCUGUUCCAAUAUUGCAAAUAUUACAAUUUGAGGAAAAUAAAUUAAUUUUUAUUAUCGAACUAUAUACAUAUUGAAAUUGCAUAUUGUUAGGACUUUAACAAGGCAAACUGUUUGGUUUAGAGUCGACAUUUUUACAAAGCAUAUUUAUGUAAUUUUGAUGAUUUUCAAGGUCACUUUUUUAAACCAAAGUCUCAUACGUAUGUAUUUUUAUUGCAUAUUAACUUAGUACAAACUGAAAAAUAAAAAAGGAAAUAUAUAUACACAUAUACAUUAUAUUUAUAUCUACGAAAUAUCGAUGUGAAUUACUUAACAGAUACGAUAUUCACCUAGAGAUAUAUACGAUACCAUACGAUAUCGCUCGAGAGCCAGCGAAAUCUUCCAAAUAAAAAACCAAAAACUCUCGAACAAGAAAACCGAACAAGAACUAAACUAAAGAAACUAUUUUUACGUCUGCAAAAAUCACCAUGAAUCCGAAUCUGAAACUGUAUCUGAGGAGUCAGUGUAAGCUGUGUAUGCAUCAGCUAUAUACUUACAUUUACGAGUACACACACACACACACACAGACCCCAACCGAAUGUAAUCUAUAAUUUAUUGAGCCAAGCCAAACAAAGGGACAAACACAAAUAAAUCAAACAAACGGCUUUGGGCUCAUCACUCACACAGACACAAUACGAGUACCCCAAAGUAAAUAAAAAUACUACUAAAUA